Molecule: messenger RNA, 4945 nt
Organism: Macrobrachium nipponense
Lineage: Eukaryota; Metazoa; Arthropoda; Malacostraca; Decapoda; Palaemonidae
Gene: Upf2
Product: regulator of nonsense transcripts 2-like
Exons: 25
Coding region: 177-3944 (1255 amino acids)
Biological process (GO): nuclear-transcribed mRNA catabolic process, nonsense-mediated decay
Cellular component (GO): cytoplasm; exon-exon junction complex
Molecular function (GO): RNA binding; protein binding
Source: RefSeq, a predicted model, not a curated record
GUGGUAUUAAGCGUCAGGUAUAGUACUAUUAAUGAUAGGUUUCAGCCUUCGAAACUGCUUCCUUUGUUCCAUUAUACCUCUGAGGACCAGAGAGUAAGACAGGUACCCAGUUUCUCUCUGUUCAGAAUAGCAAUUUUGAUUAUCAGAGGUAUUCGUCAUUCUUGAUAAAAUAGAAGAUGGAUGGUGGCAAGGAAAGAAAAGGAGGAAAAAGUUGGAGAAAAGAGAGAGAAGAACGAGAAAAGAAAAAAGUUGUUGGCAAAGGAGUGAACAGUUCACACAAAGGUUUCGAUGAGAAACAAGAUGAUUUUGUGAAGGACGAGGAAGGAGAGAAACAGAAACAAGAGGAAGAGCUAAAAAAGCAGGCAGAGGAGGAAAAGAUGAAGAAAGAGGCGUCAGCGAGAGCCAAGCAGGAGGAGGAAGAAGCCAAAAAACGUGAAGAGGAGGCAAAAAAGCAGCAAGAGGAACAGGCAGCAGCAAAGAAGGAGGAGGAGCGGCAAUUUCUUUUGGCUUACAUCCAAGAAUCUGAAGAGCGACUUAGCAAAAAGGCAGAGCUACGUCAGCAGAACUUAGCCGCAGCAAAGGAUCGUCCAGAGUUGAAUACUGCAAUGUUAGAUUCGAGCCUUAAGAAAAACACUGCCUUUAUAAAAAAAUUAAAAAAUCUGACAGAAAAUCAGCAUGAUUCAUUGAUAAAGGACCUGCAGAGUUUGAACUUGACCAAAUAUGUCAGCGAAGUGGCGCAAGCAGUGGUGGAAGCAAAGCUGAAAAUGUCGGACAUUGCAACCGCUGUACACAUAUGCUCUCUCCUUCAUCAGCGAUACCAUGACUUUGCUCCGACACUUCUGGAGAAUUGGCAGAAGGUCCUGUCGCCAAAGAAGGAGGAUAAGAUUCCUAAUAUGAGUAAACUGCGAGUGGAUCUAAGGCUUUAUGCAGAACUUAUUACUGCUGGGAUUUUUGCUCCGAAAGAAGGAUUGCCUCAUUUAGGUAAUGUUUUGACAACAUUAGUUACAUCAGACAAGGAGGAACAUCUAAACAUUUCUGUCCUCCUGACAUUUUGUCGCCACUGUGGAGAAGAUUACAUGGGUUUAGUGCCGCGCAAGAUCAGACUUUUAUCUGAGGAAUUCCAAGUCACUGUGCCACAAAGUGACUUCCUACCAAAGGAAAGGCAGAAGAAUGUGCGGCAGUUACUAAGAGAUUAUUAUACAUCUCUGAGCAAACAUUUGCUGCAUGAUCACAAGGCACUACAACAAGUAGAGCAACAAAACAGACGAUUGCUACAGACACGAGGAGAGCUGGGUCAGGACCGUCUGACUUUGGUCGAAAACCUGGCCUCUGGACUUGGGAAGCUCCUUGCUAAUGCUCAGCAAAUGGCUGAAUUGCUUGAUGAGGAGAUCCCAGAACUCCCCGAAGACAAGAAUACAAGUGACGAUAUAGGCUUCUGUGACAUUGGACUGGGCGAAGGAGGUGAAAUGACUGAAGGAAGUACUGCUGUGCUGUGGGAGGAUGAUGACACUCGUGCCUUCUACGAGAAUUUCCCAGAGCUGAAGGCUCUCAUUCCUUCUAUACUGUACAGUGACUCGGAAAAGCCGGCUGUUGAAAUUCCAACGGAAGAAGUGGAUGUUAACCUGGAAGAAGAUGACUUAGAAGUGGGAGAUACUCAAGACGAUGAUUCAGAAGAAAUUUUACCUCCCGAGUUGCCACCAGAAGAAGAUCAGGAUGACAGCCUGACAAGCUCAGGUCCAUCGUCAAACAAAGUUUUGUUGGAUGCUUUCCUGAGUGCCCUGCCCAACUGUAUCAAUAGAGAUCUCAUUGACAGUGCUGCGAUGGAGUUUUGCCUUAGACUGAAUACAAAACCAAACAGAAAGAAGUUAGUCAGGGCACUGUUCUUAGUCCCAAGAACAAGGCUGGAUUUGUUACCUUUCUAUUCUCGACUGGUGGCAACUCUGCAACCACUGAUGCCGGAUCUUGCCACAGAUCUUGUGAACAUGUUGCGUCAAGAUUUCAGAUACCAGGUUCGCAAGAAAGAUCAGAUUAAUAUCGAGUCUAAAAUCAAAGUCGUUCGGUUCAUUGGUGAGCUGGUCAAGUUUCGCGUCUUCCCAAGAAGCGAGGCGCUGAUUUGCCUAAGGAUGUUACUCCAGGACUUCAAUCAUCACCACAUCGAGAUGGCAUGUAACUUGUUGGAGACGUGUGGACGUUUUAUGUAUAGGAUCCAUGACUCCCAUCAUCGAACAAAAGUCUGCCUUGAACAGAUGAUGAGAAAAAAGACAGUGAAAGCUUUUGAUCCCAGGUACAACACAAUGAUUGAAAAUGCCUACUUCUAUGUAAACCCUCCCGACUCUGGCCCAGAGGCUAUGAAAAAAGAACGUCCUCCGAUGCAUCAGUACAUACGAAAACUUCUCUACAACGAUCUCUGUAAAUCAAAUACUGAAAAGAUUUUAAGGCAGAUGAGAAAAAUGCAUUGGGAAGACCCAGAAACAGCCAGCUACAUUGUGAAGUGUCUCACUGGGGUGUGGAAUGCCAAGUUCUAUAAUAUCAGAUGCAUUGCAAACUUGGUGGCAGGGUUAAUAUCCCAUCAUGACUGGGUUGGUCCAGCAGUCGUUGAUGGUGUUUUAGAAGACAUAAGACUUGGCCUUGAAGUCAACCACCCAAAAUAUAAUCAGAGACGGAUAGCAGCUGUUAAAUACUUGGGAGAGUUGUAUAACUACCGUGUGAUUGAAAGUACCAUUAUAUUUAAGGUGUUAUAUUCAUUUAUAUCUUUUGGGGUCGUAUACGACCCUAACGUUGUGAGUGAUUAUGAUCCACCAGAGCACUUGUUUCGUCUGCGUUUAGUGUGCAUGUUGCUGGAAACCUGCGGCCAGUUCUUCAGUUCUGGGUCGAGUAAAAAGCGGUUGGAUUGUUUUCUGACUUAUUUCCAACACUACUUCCAGUACAAGAAGAGCCUAUGGACAGAGGAGCAAGAAUUCCCUUGGCAAAUUGACCAUCUUGUUCGCGACACCAUCACAGCAGUACGUCCCAAGCUGCAGCUGUCGAAUAGCCUUGAAGAUGCCCGCAAAGCUGUUCAAGUUCUCAAUAAGCAGAUUGUUGCUAAAGCUAUUGAGCAAGCUCCCAGUUUACGUCAGUUCCUGGAACCUGAGGAGGAGAGUGAUUCCUUGCAGACUAUUUCAGAAGAAGGUGAUGUAAGUGUUUCUGGCUUAGAAGGAGACAUCAUGGAGGACAUGGAUGAUGAGGAUGAAUUUGAAGACAUGGAGGCAGAGUUGGACUGGAGUGAAUCCCAUGCAGAAUCCUUGACUCCUUCCCAACACAGUCAGCCUGGCCGAAGCAAUCCAGAAGAGGAAGGUGAGGCAGGACUGACAGGAGAUGCAGAAGACGAGAUAGGUGAUGAUGACACAAAUGAUAUUGAUGAAGCAUCUCUAGAAGCUGACGUCAAGGUCAACGUUAAACAUGUUGAUUGUGAAGAGGACAACGAUUUCAUGUCUGCUUUCGAUCGCAUGAUGGCUGAGAGCAUACUAGAGCGAGCCAAUGCUGUACCUCGUCCGGGGCAGUUAGACAUAUCAGUGCCAGUUCAUGUUAAGACGACUGCAAAGAAAACGUAUGACCAGCUUUUAAGUGAAAACUCAGAAGAGGAUGCAAAACCAGUGGUCAACUUUGUUCUGAUGACCCGCUCAGGGAGCAAGCAGCAGUAUAGCAAUGUCGAAAUGCCCGUCAACUCGGAGCUUGUCACAAAACUUCGCACAAGAGAAGAGGCUGAACGAGCUGAAAAGGAGAGAGUCAAAAGGAUGACCCUGGAGAUUAAUGAAAGACAAGAGGAAGAGGAAGCUGCAGAAAUCUUGCAACAGACCCAGCGCCCAACUACGAUGAAUUUCAAUCGUGAAAGGCGUCCGAAGUACCAGCAUCCCAAGGGAGCCCCAGAUGCAGAUCUAAUCUUUGGACCUAAGAAGAUAAGAUAGACCAAAUAGUAUAUGUGACCGCUAUAAUUAUGCUUAGAAUAAGACAGGUAAUUUGUUAAGUUUACUCAAAAUGUCUUUCUGUUUGUGUGAUAAGGUCUUAGUGAUAAUAAAAGCUACCAGCUGAUGACACUGCAUUCUAUAGAGGAUAAAGCAUAGUAGACUGGAGCAGUCAAAACACUUGAAGAUAUCAGCUCCUGUUGAGGCAAAAAAAAAAAAAAAGUGUUGUGUUAAGUUUUAAAGUCGUCUUGUUUUGAUGUCUUUUUUUGUGAUCAUUAAACCUUUGCCUUUUGUCAGUUUUAAGUGAUUCUGUACAUUUAAUAGAAAUAUGUUUUAAUGGUAAACUUCAAGAGUGCUUCCAUGUGAAAGCUCACCACCUCGUGAGUUUGUGAAUGCAAACAGUAAGAAUUCAGUCUUUUAAUAUAUUUUCUGUGUAUGUGCAUUUACGAUUGCAUUAAGAAAAUGUAAUUUGUUGGCCUUAUCGGGUAUGACACGUUAUUUUAUAUAUUCUUAAAACUUAAAAAAGGCCAAGGGAUAGGAAACCUAACAGCAUUCGUAUAAUGAAGUAUAGCUGCUUGACAAGAAAGAAAAGUAUGAGACAGGAUUAUGCAGAUUGCUUCACCAUCUUUGGGGUAUUGUGUAGCCUUCACUAUUGGGUCUUGGGUCCUCAUCACUCAUUUGGAGUAUCGGAGUACUGAAGACCCUGAAAUGUCCCUUAAGGUGAAGUUCCACAUUUGGUAUAAAGUAAUUUUAUGAUUAUUAUAUAAUAUAUUGUUUUAUAGAUCUCAACAUGGAGUUUUCGCUUACGAUAACAACUAGGUAUUUUGCUGUCACUCCGAAAAUGGGUAUGGUAACGUACCCUUCAGCCAUUCUUGUAUCCAUUAUUGUCCCUGCGUUUACUGUAUCCCCUCACUUUCACGUCACGGUUUGAAUAUUUCUGUCAACUUCGCCCCUUUCUCAUGUGAAUGUUAAUGGCAUUGUUUGUUAAUAAAUGACUAAACUUU